Molecule: messenger RNA, 207 nt
Organism: Cooperia oncophora
Lineage: Eukaryota; Metazoa; Nematoda; Chromadorea; Rhabditida; Trichostrongylidae
Source: the annotation of a GenBank genome assembly
AUGUUCAUUCAAAACUUCAACAAGCUGUCAGAGCUGCGGCAGUACGAGGGUUUUUUGGUGAAGAAACGUGACGGCACCGUUUAUGAAGGCAACUGCUGGCCUGGAGACUCCACCUAUAUCGAUUUCAUCAAUCCAGACGCACGCAAAUUCUGGGCUGGCCUAUUCGCAUUUGACAAGCGCUAUGAUUUUUCUACCAGUAAAAAGUAA